GUGGAGCAUGUUAGUAAACUGACAGCCUGGUUAGCUGUCACCAUCUCGCCUCGCCACAUCUAACGUUAGCUAACUAAACGUGUCAAUGCGAUGAACCGGGAGUUUAUCGACCAUGGCUAACCUACGGAUUUCGUUAGCCGUCGUGGUCGUUCAGGCUGUCCUGUACAGAAGCUCCGAGGCUCUUUGGUGCAACUGCACCACCGCCCCAUGUGAGAAGUUUGGCUCCCAGUGUGAGACUGACGGAGCCUGCAUGGCUUCCACCUCCCUCAUCGACGGCAAAGUGCAGCACAUCCGUAUCUGCAUCACACGGGACAAGCUUGUUCCCCCCGGACAGCCGUUCUACUGCCUCGGUGCGGAGGGCUUGCUCAACAUCCACUGCUGCUACACUGACUACUGCAACAGCAUUGACCUCAAAGUACCGUCAGUGACAACCCAGUCAGGACCAGAGGGGGGCUACGGCCCAGGUGGGACAUGGGGGCUGGUGGAACUGGUUGCUGUGAUUGCAGGGCCACUGUUCCUGCUGUGCUUGCUGCUGUUGGUGGGCGUGUUCCUGUACCAGUACCACCAGAGGGCCUACAACCACAGGCAGAGGCUGGAGGUGGAGGACCCAUCCUGUGACCACCUCUACCUGGCCAAAGACAGGACCCUGCAAGACCUCAUUUACGACCUGUCCACAUCUGGUUCAGGCUCAGGUCUGCCUCUGUUUGUCCAGCGGACCGUUGCCAGAACUAUUGUCCUGCAGGAGAUCAUUGGUAAGGGGCGUUUUGGAGAGGUGUGGCGAGGACGUUGGAGGGGCGGCGAUGUGGCGGUGAAGAUCUUCUCAUCCAGAGAAGAGCGCUCCUGGUUCCGUGAAGCUGAGAUUUAUCAGACCAUCAUGCUCCGCCAUGAGAACAUCCUGGGCUUUAUAGCUGCUGACAACAAAGAUAAUGGCACAUGGACGCAGCUGUGGUUGGUGUCUGACUACCAUGAGCAUGGCUCUCUGUUUGACUACCUGAACCGCUACUCUGUCACUACUGAAGGAAUGAUCAAACUGGCACUAUCAACUGCCAGUGGCCUUGCACAUCUUCACAUGGAGAUACUUGGAACACAAGGAAAGCCAGGCAUCGCCCACAGAGACCUGAAGUCCAAGAACAUCCUCGUGAAGAAGAACUGCACCUGUGCCAUCGCUGACCUGGGUCUGGCUGUGCGUCAUGACUCUGCCACUGACACAAUCGACAUUGCGCCCAAUCAAAGGGUGGGCACCAAGAGGUACAUGGCUCCAGAGGUUCUGGAUGAGACUAUCAACAUGAGACACUUUGACUCAUUCAAAUGUGCUGAUAUCUACGCGUUGGGGCUGGUCUACUGGGAGAUUGCACGGCGCUGUAACAGUGGAGGUAUCCAUGAAGAGUACCAGCUGCCCUACUAUGACCUGGUACCCUCUGAUCCUUCCAUAGAGGAGAUGAGGAAGGUGGUGUGUGACCAAAAGCUACGACCCAACAUCCCAAACUGGUGGCAGAGCUACGAGGCCUUGCGGGUCAUGGGUAAAAUCAUGAGGGAGUGUUGGUAUGCUAAUGGAGCUGCCCGCUUGACAGCCCUGCGAAUCAAAAAGACCCUGUCCCAGCUCAGCAUUCAAGAGGACAUAAAAGUCUGAGCGAAGUCAGGAGAGCACUGAGAAAGAGCACUGAGCAAGGACCCGGCUCCAGACUAUAGGACAGUGAGAGGAAGCGUCCGGGCCCUUCUACAAAGAACGCACAAAGUAAGAAAUUAUGACGGAGAGUGGCACUUUGUAAAAUAGUAGUCCAUAGACACUCCUGCCAGUUUUGAAGCCACUUGAUUUCUGACAAACCCUACCUCGCUUACCCAGCCAAACUACCAAGAACACCUUUCCUGUCUUGUCCUCAGCUACUGCUGCCCUACCUGAACCUUUCUGUUCCACUCUACACUCCAUACUAACAAGGAUCCUUGGAUUUCCUGUGUAAUUGUAUGCAAUCAGUUGCAGAAUAUGUAAUUAACCAGUUAACAUUUUAAAACUCAGUUGCUGAUAUUUCAGAGUCUCUUUGACCACUUUUGCUUAAUAGUUAACAGCAUUUGCUCUUAUUGUCUUUGUAACAGGGCAGACUGGGAGGGUCAGGGGUGUUUUUAACUUAUUUUUACUUAUUAUGUUAUUUAAAUGACUAAAUCUAAUAUAUGGGUGUUUUUGUGAGGCUACUGUGUAGGUUUCUCUAUGCCACCCCUUAUUAUAGCACAUGGGCACAUGACAAACAGCUUAGAAAUCCUUCAGAGAGAAGAAUCCAUCUGGUUCUCCUACAGCAGUGUGGUCUAGUUAAACACAGAUUACCAUGUUAACAUGUACAGAGCAGCUGAGACUGUUUGUGUAAGUGCAGCCCUUUGACUUUCAGCGAGGUGUUCUGAGACUUCAAAGUGACUGGAGCAUUGGGGCACCUUUCCAAACAUGAUUUAGGCCACUUUCCUGGAGCUUUUCCCAUAAGCUGUUGUAAACCUCAGGUUUUGUUUUUGCUUACCAAUCAACAAGCUUUUUUUUUUCUCUGUUUAAAACCAGCUUAAGUAAAAUACACACUAAGGAAUUAUUAAUUUAUAAACAUUGAUUUCACUAGGAUAGAGGGUUGGACUUUUUGAUCAAUAGCUGCCAGUGGCUUGAUACUGUAUGCGUCUUGAUUUGAACACUACUAAUGCAAAACACUACAUGCAGCAUGUUGCACAGUGGUACAUGUAGUAUGUUUAUAUAAUAGUGUUCUACUCUGAAUGCAGCUGCGGUCUCUAAUCAGCCCAUAGAGAAUAACCUGCCAUAAGAGUGUACAUUGGCUCCAGUCCCUCAGAUACGCUGGUACACACAAUAUUCAGAUAAACCUGUGCAGCAGCCAGUACUAUUUAGCACGAGGCAUAAAUGUCUUAUUUUUACCUACUUUUAAAUACACUAACCCCAGGAAUCUGAAUAAUAGUUUGUUUUAAUGUUCAUUUUUUUUUUGUCAUGUUGUCAAAGCAGGUCCAGUGUUCUUUUGCCCUCAGGGCUCAUUCACUUGGCCAAGUAGAACUACUGCACAUAAACUAGCUUUUUAAGGUGAUACUUGUACAUAUAUGAGAGUUACAUUUGAAUGAUACUUAGGUCAUGUUUUAGAUGGUUGAAUCUUAUACCAGCUUUUUGGUUGGCGGGAAGAAAAUCAAAGACUUCUGUGUUGUUGUUUGUAAACAGAAUUAUGUACCAGUCUACUAUCUGACCUCUGGAGUAACAUUACUGUAUGCGUCAGACACACUGCUUAUGUUGUUAUGUUUUCUUUUAGCUCUGUAUUGCUGCAGAGCAAUGUUUGAUUUUUAACGUUUCUCCCCUUGCGGCUCCUUCUGCUCACCGUGCAUUACCUCCUCCAUGUGCAAAUUCUGUGUGAUUUGCUUCCUUCAUGCUAACAUUGACUGUCAACGUUUUUUUUGUUUUCAGGAAAUAGGUGCACUUUUUUUUUUUAUUUAGUUGUGUACAAAUUCAGCUGGUACUGUUUGUGUUCAUAGUCUUUCCCAUGUUAUUUAUAUGUGUAGGCUGCGAGUCCCUAUGAAAGCCUGAAAGGCCACAUGUGCACUACUACUGACCUCACAGCAUUAAAACCAAAUUAUUCUCAGAAUCAUCUCUGCUCAUGGCCUCCAGUGUUUAUCUAAGAUCACGCCACUGAAAAUGAGAAUGUUUACACAAACCAUGCCAAUCAGUUGCAGUACACUCCGUCGGACCGGAGAGAAUCUGACUUUUCUUUGGAUCUCUGGGAGAAGAAAUGUUGAAACUAAAUACUACUGAAAUGAAUCAAUGCUGUCUCUCAAAUGUGUUUUUCCAGUACUUUUUAAUUUAGAAUUACUUGCUCACCUGCACUGUGUUGUUUAAGUCUUAUGGGAUAUUUCUAAGAGGAGACAGACUGCACUUGAUAAUGUUGUUUUUGGCUGGAAAGACGCUCUGCUGUUUAAUAGGUGGUUGAAUGUCCUCCAUAUUUAUAGACUAAAGAGGUAUGUUUGUCAAAUUGUAUCUGCCUUACAAUGUUAAAAAAUGCAUAGUGUAUUUAAGGUUUUUAAUGCCUUGCUCCAGUAGUGGGGUGUGAGUCAAAGAAAUGAGGUAUUAUGCUACAGGUUGUGAUAACUCCCAGGUCUCUGUCCACUUAUGGCAGAGACAACUGCAUCCAUGUACAAACCCCUUCAGGACUUCAAUCAUGUAUCUUCUAAUAUAGAGUAAUAAAUACAAUUGUUUUCCUA
Toxotes jaculatrix (banded archerfish) is the source of this 4221-nucleotide messenger RNA. RefSeq names its product activin receptor type-1B-like. Gene Ontology annotation, molecular function: ATP binding; activin binding; activin receptor activity, type I. The record is from RefSeq and is a predicted model, not a curated record. Lineage: Eukaryota; Metazoa; Chordata; Actinopteri; Toxotidae. Gene Ontology annotation, biological process: nervous system development; cellular response to growth factor stimulus; protein phosphorylation. Gene Ontology annotation, cellular component: activin receptor complex; plasma membrane. The transcript has 9 exons. Bases 113 to 1630 code for a protein of 505 amino acids.